Ochlerotatus camptorhynchus is the source of this 4707-nucleotide messenger RNA. RefSeq names its product RRM_XMAS2 and SAC3_GANP domain-containing protein xmas (gene xmas). NCBI's taxonomy places the organism in Eukaryota, Metazoa, Arthropoda, Insecta, Diptera, Culicidae. Gene Ontology annotation, cellular component: cytoplasm; transcription export complex 2; nucleus. The transcript is spliced from 3 exons. Gene Ontology annotation, biological process: mRNA export from nucleus. Bases 113 to 4648 code for a protein of 1511 amino acids. The record is from RefSeq and is a predicted model, not a curated record. Gene Ontology annotation, molecular function: nucleic acid binding.
CGGUUGGAAAAAAUCGCUGUGUUCUUUCGAUUUUCCGGUGGAAAUUCAGUAUACAUUGGUGAAAAACUAUCGAAAAUUGUGACUUUAAAGUGAACAAGCGACAACUUAAACAAUGUCGGACGACGGUGUUAUCGUAAUUGAAGACUCGCCGCAGCGGAAAUCCAUCAGUUGCGAACAAAUUCCGGAAUUAUUCCUGGAUAAGCUGAUCGCCAAGAAGCACUUCAGUCAAUUCGGACGAAUCUACCGGUUCAUACUGCGGCCCAAGCGCCUUUCAUGUACGGUGGAGUACGAGAAUGCAGAGGCGGCGGAAGCCGCUUUGGCCCGGAGUGGCCUCUUCCGGGAUGUCAAAUUCAACGUGUACUGGACGGAUGAGGCACCGGCGGCUGUGGUCGGUGGUUCGAGUAGGGAUGAGGGAUUCGUCGAUCCGGAAGUGCAACAGGAGCUGGAUACCAUGAGCGGAGGGCCAAGCAGUCUGAGGACCAAGCAAAGCAUCAAGCAGUCGAUUGAAUCGUUCCUAAAGCAAACGGAGCGCUUCCCUAUGCAUCCGGUGUUGGCACCACCGAAACCACUGCGGAUGCCAAUGAUGGCUCCACCGAGGAAUAAUAUUCCGUCAGCCGAUCCGAAGGCGUUCCAGGCGAAAAUGGAAUUUGAGUCCCUAGCGAGGAAGCCAGCUCUAACGGCGGAGGAACGGUUCAGGCUGCUGGAUGCACGAGAUAAGUAUAUCCGCUUUACGAUGGAUCGAACGACGGACAUCAGGAAGGCCAAAAGUACACAGGGAACGUGUAAAGAUAUGUGUCCCGAGAAGGAGCGUUACAUGAGGGAAUGUAAGUUUCAGGUGGCAUCCUACGAGGCGGGGGAGAGUUCGCAGCAGAUAGACCACGCGAAAGCGAUCAAGCAGUAUUCGAGAAGUUCGGCGGAUCAGGAGGCACCUUUGGCGCUUGAGUUGCGUUCGGAGAAUGGUCUGGAGCUAGCAAUGAGUUAUUUGCUAAUCAGGAUCGCGGAUUUGUGUGACGAAGAGGACGUUAAUUUAAGUGACUGGUUCCAUUUUCUAUGGGACAGGACCAGGGGUAUCCGGAAGGACAUCACGCAGCAGGAGUUGGGUUCGCUGAGGGCGGUUCGAUUGGUGGAGCAAUGUGCGAGGUUUCACAUACAUUGUGCGGCCCGGCUGGUGGCGGAAGAGCCGUCCGUGUUUGAUCAGAAAAUUAACACGGAAAAUAUGACCAAGUGCUUGCAGUCGCUGAAGUAUAUGUACCACGAUUUGGGGCUGAAAGGGAUUCGUUGUCCGGCUGAGGCCGAAUUUCGGGCUUAUGUGGUUCUGUUGAAUUUGAAUGAUGGGAACUUUCUGUGGGAGGUCAAGCAGCUUGCCGGGGACAUAAUGCACUCGCAGGAGAUUCGAUUUGCUCUGCAAGUCUACUUCGCUCUGGAGAGUAACAAUUAUGCCCGGUUCUUUCGGCUAGUGCGUCAGACGACCUACAUGAAUGCGUGUAUUUUGCUGCGGUACUUCAACCAAAUCCGGACGCGUGCCCUGGAAACGAUGCUCAGGGCAUACACGUAUCGUACACCGGCUAGCUUCUCCUUGGAUCACCUCAUCGAUCUGUUAGCCUUCGAAGACACAGAAGCAGCUGCAUCGUUCCUGGAUGCGUACAACCUGCCGAUCGAUCUAUCGCUUGGAACCGUCCUAAUGGACCCGAAGCAGUACGAACGCCCGGAUCUACCCUAUCAGCUGGAAAGAGCCUUCAACCUCGUCGAAUGUAAGCGAACUUGCAGCGUAGGGGAAGCCAUUUCCGGUCAGCCGUUGCAGGACGAAUCUAUUCUGGACAACCAUCAGCUAGAAAAUAGCUUCACACCGUCCGGUUACUUCCGAGAGGAUCUUCUCCGCUCCAUCCUUAAACCCAGCAAAAUUCCCGACCCUUCUAGCCCGGUCAACGAUGACGACAAAGUCUUCAAAGUUCCGUCUCCAACUUCCAUCUCUCCCAAACCUCUCUUCCCAAAACCGACAACCAACAGCAACCUCUUCCUAUCGUCCCGCAACUCGUACAAAAUCGAAACCAACAGCCCUGCUCCGUCGGUGCCGUCUUUCUUCUCUAAGGAGAGCCCUACAAACCUGUCCGGUAUAACAGCUCUUCCGCAACAGGCCGAACAACAGCCAAAACCGACCGCCUUCGGAGCGAACCUCUUUGGCAACGUGAACUUUGCCAGUCCAAAGACCAGACUGUUCGGAAGCAUUCCCGUCGCAAAAACGUCCUCGGAAGUCGAUGCAAUUUUCCGAGGUCCCACGCCAACGUUUCCGUCGAUGGAGCAAGCGCGUGAACUCGCCACUAAGCGGUUGCUGGAGGAAGAAAUGAUACGGAAACAGCAACAGGAAGAGGAUGCCAAGCGGAAACGGCAGCAGGUGGAGCAGGAGUUGCGCAGGAAACGUGAAGCCGAAGAGGAACGGAUUCGGCAGGAGUUGAUUGCCCGAAAGGAAGCGGAAAUCCGACGGCUCAAGGAGAUGGAGGAGCAAAGCAAGCGGGAGCUGGAGGAAACGGUCCGGAAGAUGUCUGAGAAGAUUUACGCCGAGCUAGUGGACGAUGUGUGCGGGCAAGAAGUCGGUCAGAUUGCCACUACCUGCCACAAUCAGUAUCAACUGUUGGAGAAAUACCCGAAGAAACUGCUGAAAGAGCUAGAGGAUGAAGUGGUGCUGGAAUUCCUGGUUGAAAUGGUUCGGGAGGAGACACUGGUGAAGAACUGCCAGGAGAACCGCCAGCUCAAUGUGAUGCGUAAGUACUUCCGGUUGUGGUGGAAGAACGUCCGGAUGGUGACGGAUAAUCGAAUGCAGAUCGAAAACAGUCCGGCAUGGCUUCCGGAGCGAGAGUUGCAGGAACAGGCAAAGGAAUGCUAUCAGGAACAUCAGGCACUCAGCCUGGCCAACAUGAAGCGCUACGUCGGAGGAAUGCCGAAAGUUUUCCAACUUCCGGAACGGAAGGAAGAGCAAGUCGAUGUAUUCGAGAUCGUUCGAAGGCAGAUUACUACUGUGCAGAAGAAGGACUUGCGAGGGUUCAUCAAAAAUCACGUCUACUGGAAGAUAACGAUUUCCAUACCAUUCAAACAGGAGGAAGAUUCGUCCGGUUUCUACUACUUCAUCAACAAGUGGUUGAAGAGCCUGUUCAAAAGAUCUUCGGAAAAUGACGGCAAAUGUUUCUUUCUGGAAGUGCAGGAGAAUGUGACCGCUCGCGAGCGGCUGGCGGUCUGCAUGAGGCUGCUCAAAGGGAUAUCAAUUUUCGAUGAACUAAAUACUAAUGAUCCUAAGGCGUUGGAUAACUCAGAUGGUCUCGUAUUCUUCCUGGCAUCGAAUAAUGUUGCCAUAUCGAAGCAACGGCUGCACAAUCUGCUCCGGAAAGCUGACUCCUGGGGACCAUUACCUGUAACCAUAAUCGCCUACAACUACCAGCCAAACUCGGACGAAUCCCUGGAAGACCAGCUGGAUCUUGAUCUUCUCCUGGAGGAAGGGAAAAUCAGUGACUUUGAAAUCGUCUACCACCAUGAAACUAGGAAAACCCCUCUGCGCCAAGCUCUACUGAAAUCUCUAGCCCUUCUCGCGUCCUACUACAAUGCAGACUCCCCGUUGGAAAUGCAAUCCCAAACAUCCUUCAUCGGAACCUGUCUCGGUGAGGAGCUGUGGUAUCGCUUCCGCCUAUCGUCGCAACAGAAUCCCAAACUCAACGAAGCCUGUCAAAAUCUUCCAUUUGUGGUAGAUCUUUUCAACCAGGCAAUCAAUCGUGUUUCCAACCUGGUUCAGCACAAUCUCACCGCCUAUCCAGAUUUCCCGGCCGAGUUCAAACCGUUCGUCUCGAAGCGUCGCUUCGACAUUCCCCUGGACCUGGAGUACUUUCCCAAAGACUGGCGCGAUCCGGAUCGUCAACAGAAGCUCGUCCGCUUCUUCACCCAACUGAAACUUAAAGCCAUCAUCUUCGACGCUGCAGCCCUCAAAUCCCUACAAGACCUUCAAUCCCACCUUCGGCCUUACAUUCGUUCAUUGCUCCCAAAGCCGAACGAAAAAGCCGCCCGUCGACUCCUUGCCCUCGUCACCCAAGAAAUCCUCCGGGCCCUCCCCACCGGAGUUCCCUUCCCGCAAGCCAUCACAACCCUUAAUUGGCUCUCGCCCAUCUCAAUUCUCUCCAACGAACUCCUCCGGCAUCGCUGGAGUGAAGCUCUCGUCCAGUUACCCUGCGAGGUAAUCUACCACAAGCAGGAAUACGAAAGCUACACCCGAACACUCUGGUGGCUGCCGGAGCUGAAAAAGCUCAAACGACGAUCUACGACCGACGACGCGCAGCUACAGAUUAGCACCAAUGGCGAAGGCCUGGACACCGGCGGCAGCGAGAACGACGAUGGGGGGUACGUGGAUUCCCUGGAUGGGUCCCUAGCGCUGGCGGCACUGCCGGCGGCGAAGAAGAUGAAGCUGAACAUCAGCCUGGCGAAGGAUGAUCUGGACGAGAUACUGGCCCGGGGAAGACGAUGCCUGGAACGGGCCGACGAGAAGCUGACCCAGUGUCGGGCGUUCACCCAGCAGACGCGGGAUCUGGCCAACAAGCUGGACGGCCAGCUGUACGAGCAGGAGAAAACGUUCCGAGAGAACCGCUGGACUUGGGAGGCGAAUUUUCGGUAGCGUCGUUGAGAAGGCGGAUUGUAGUUUGAGCGUUUAGCAAGGUUAAAAUAAAUGACUUU